Hemicordylus capensis (graceful crag lizard) is the source of this 4163-nucleotide messenger RNA. RefSeq names its product tumor necrosis factor receptor superfamily member 16-like. Lineage: Eukaryota; Metazoa; Chordata; Lepidosauria; Squamata; Cordylidae. Gene Ontology annotation, biological process: Rho protein signal transduction. Gene Ontology annotation, molecular function: death receptor activity; nerve growth factor binding; coreceptor activity. The transcript has 6 exons. Gene Ontology annotation, cellular component: cell surface; plasma membrane. The record is from RefSeq and is a predicted model, not a curated record. The coding region runs from base 764 to 2068 and encodes 434 amino acids.
GCUGCUGCUGCGGGACGGGAGAGGCGAGGAGGCGCGCUCCUCCGUGCGCAGCUGCUGCUCCGUGGCGGGACUCGGGGGAGGGCAGGCGGAAGCCCAGCCCGGCCCCCACCACACCGGGGGAGAUCGGCAGCAGCCCCGAAGGCGCCCCCCCCCCUCCCCGCGCUGCUCUGCUCCGCCUGGGGCGGGCGGGCUGCCUCUCUCGCUGGCCUCCUUGCCUCGCUGCCUUUCCCAAUCCCAGCCCGCCCGGACUCCUUCACGAAGCGGCAGCAGCAGCGGCAGCCUCCUCCGCCGCCCCCCGCCCCUCUUCCUCGGCGCCUCCUCCGCCCCCGCCCCGCAGCCACAUCUGGGUCUCCUCCUUGCGCCGCGCCAGCUCGCCGGCAGAUGCCAGAGAGCCGCCGCCGCCGCCGCUCGCCCAGCCGGCCCGGCCCUCCCCAGGCGCAGCAGCAGCAGCGUUCGUGGUCGCCCUGCUGGGCCCGGCCGCGGGCGAGAGCGCAGCGAAGGCGAGCCCCCCGCUCUGGGCCGGAGGAGCCGGCGGAGCGCGACUGCCUGGCUCGCUCGGGCCCGACGCUGCUGCCUGCCCGCGCAGCCAUGCCGGGAUUGCUGCUCCCUUAGCCCCCCUUGGCAGCGGAGAGGAGGAAGGUCGCUCGGCUCCACCACGCGCAAAGCCUGCCUGCCUGGGACUUCUGCGGGGCGAGGCGAGGCGCCGAUUGGCAGCGGCCGAGAGAGAGAAGGCGGCGGCGGCGGCGGGGCUGCCGUCGUGGGGAUGUCCUGCUCGCGAGGAAGCGGAGGCGCGGGCGGCAGCGGGGGUCCGGCCCGGGCCGCUCCUGCCUCUCUCCAGCUGGGGCUGCUGCUGCUGGCUCAGAUCUUCGCCGCCAAGGUCCUGGCACAUCAGGGUUGUGGAAGUGGGCACUUAACUUCCAGCGGGGAUUGCUGCAGCCUCUGCCCACCAGGCUAUGGGGUUUCUGUCCCCUGUGGCAGCACCGACACCAAGUGCGAGCCGUGCAAAGAGAACGUGACAUUCUCCUCCAUCGCCAGCUCUACAGAACCGUGCCAGCCAUGUUCCGUGUGCCCAGGCCGCAUACCCAUGGGGGGCGCGUGCAGCCCUGUCAAUGACACUGUGUGUGCCUUCAGCUGUCCCCGGGGGCAUUACCUUCCUGCUGGAAAUGGAAGCCGAGGCGACGGGCAAUGCCUUCCCUGCCAGCUGUGCCCAAAAGGCUACGGGGCCACAAAGCCAUGUGGCCCGAAUUCCAACACCAUGUGCCGGCAAUGCCCUGACGGGUAUUACUCGGAGAAGGAGAGCUUUUCGGAGCCCUGCCUCCGCUGCCAGCUGGAGUGCAGCCAGAGCGAGGUGAUGAUCCAGGCCUGCACGCCCCUCUCAGACAUUAUUUGCAUGGACAAAAAGCUACAGAUCCUGACGCGCACAGAAGGAGAACCCCGGAAGGAGUUUCCUAAAAGAACCGCGCUUUUGGACACCGAGGGCAGCGUUUCCAUCAACUCCUCCUCCUCAGAGUUUGUGCCCCCCUUGGCUGAAGAUAACAGCAAGAACAUCAUUCCUGUCUACUGCUCCAUCCUGGCAGCUGUGGUGGUGGGACUCCUUGCCUACGUGGCAUUCAAAUGCUGGACAACAUGUAAACAGAAGCAGGAGCUGGCCAAGGCCCGGGCCGGAGAGCUGGCAACUUCCCCGGAAGGCGAGAAGCUUCACAGCGACAGCGGGGUCUUCCUCGACACUCACAGCCUCCAGGAGCACCACCCUCUCAACAAGGCGCACAAGCUCGAACCCCGGCUCUACGCAAACCUGCCGCCCCACAAGCAGGAAGAGGUGGAGCAGCUGCUGGAGACCCCCGGCCACAGCAAAGAUUGGCGCUGCCUGGCCAAGCGCUUGGGCUACGAGGAAGAAACCAUCCACACCUUUGGCAGGGGGGAAGCUCCCGCCCACACCCUGCUCUCCGAUUGGUCGGGCAGGGCGGGGGCCACCCUGGAGGCCCUGUGCACAGCCCUGGCGGCCAUCGAGAGGGCGGACGUGGUGGAGAACUUGAACAGCCCCGCCGAGAUCAGCUCCGUGGUGUGACGGCCCCGCUCGCCUGGCUGGCAGACUUCUUCGGAGUUUUUCGGGGAGGGGAGUUAAAAAAGGGAAAGCGGGGAGACAGGGAAGAGGAAGGGAGGGGGGGACAUUUUGUUACUGUAAAGGGUUUUUUGUUUUGUUUUGUUUUUUUUAAAGAAACGAGCAGUGAAAACAGCUACCAUGGACAGCACUCCAACCUGCCGGAUGGAUCAUCUUUGGCUACUACGAAGAGAUUCCUGCUGCUGUUCGGCGGGGGGGGGGGGGAGCUAGAAUCCCUGCUGGGUUCUCUGAUUUGUGGCCCUCUGUGGUCUGGAUUGUGGGGAGCAACUGGGGAGGGAAGCCAGCUUCUGUGCAGAGGAGGACUGCCUGGAUGGCUUUUCUACUCUUGGUACAUACCUGUCCGCGGGACUGUGCAUGCUAGAAGUCCGUGGAAAGACAGAAGCCGGGCAGAAGCUGUUACUGGCUGGAAUGCUGCGAUCCCUGAGAACCUGGCUUUCCAUUCGUCCUGAGCGCAAAGGCUGUGGUCUUCGUCUGGAGGGCUCACGUUACAGUUACCUUGCUGAAACUGAACAAUGCCGCGGCCGAGAAGCACCUGGAGGGGGGUGACUGCCUAGGAACCUCCCAUAGGCCGCCUUGCCUUCCUUGACGGAAGGAGGAGGGGAUAUAGGGAUGUGCACGAACUAGUUCAUGCACUCCCGGGAGGUGGGGUGGGGGGCGGUUUCUUUUAAAGGGCAGGGAGGGUGCCUUGACCUGCCCCGUCGCUUUCCCCCUGCUGGCGCUCUCCCCAAAGUGUUGGCGUGGGGCUGCAGCCCCAGUGAAGGCACUCAGGCCGGCCAUUUAAGAACAUACGAACAGCCCUGCUGGAUCAGGCCCAAGGAAGCCCAUCUAGUCCAGUGUCCUGUUUCGCACAGUGGCCCACCAGAUGCCUCUGAGAAGCCCACAGACAAGAGGUCUGUGCCUGCCCUCUCUCCUGCUGUUGCUCCCCUGCAACAGUGUGUGGUGGCGUUCACCGGGGCUGCAAGAAAGUACGCGGCAGCCCCGCACCAACGCUUUUGGGGAGAGCACCGGGUUCUGUCCCCCCCCCCCCGUCUAGUAAAACUGUUAUAAAUCACUCAGACCAAGUCAGGACCCAUGACAUGUCAUGGCAGUCAAAGGCUAACAUGCUGCAGAGUUCUAACGUGUCCACCAUGGCUUGCAGAGCCACCACUGCACACCCAAGAGCAGUGGCAUUGCGGCAGAGAACCGGCAGCAGUGUGGCCAGGGUUCAUUCGAUUCGUGUUGCUGGGGGCAUGGCCGCUGCUUCUCCGCAGUGGUCCCGCUCCUUCCAGCUCUGCAGGACUGAGGCUGCCCUUUCUACCGGACAUGUCAGGGCUGCCAGACUCACAUUGGCCAAUAAUUCUCUCAUUGAUGGUGGAGACAUUUCUCUGCCAAAAGGGUCAUUGCAAGGAGAAGGGGGGGGCUCCUAGGGGGCAUGGCCUCAGAACUCCAUCCCCACCCCAGUUGGCGUCCUCUUGGCAGCAGCGGUUGGCUGGCUGAACCUCUAUCCCUGCAGAGCGGAGUCCUUCUUCCAAGUUGACUCAGGGUACUGGGUGGGUGGGCACCAAGACCCUGGGGAGGUCACUGCUGUAUUGGGCAUGGCCUCCCUAGUGCUGGCCCAUCCAGCCGUUCCUCCUUGUGGCUGCAGGAAGCAAGCUGAGGGGUCAUUUACACCAUCAAACCUGGUGUAAACCUGGUCUACCUGGGUUUGGGAGCUACCCAGGUUUUCCUCUUACCUUGCUUCCACUCAGCCAAUGGUUGGGAGCACACACAGCUCCCAAACCUGGGAAGAAUACAGUUUUUGAAGGUGUGAAGGACCUCUGAGUCUCCACCUGUUCAGCCAACACAGCCCUCCCUCAGGGUAGUGGCUGCACGCCGGGUCUGCAUGGCGACUCAGUACGGGCAGGAUUUGGUGGGAGCUGUUCUGACCCCCAUCCCCUACUAUUUUUGAGCAAGAACGGGGGACCCUCGCCAACUUUGCAGGACAAACCCAUCUGCCCACAGACGCCAAGGCUUCCUGAUCGUUUCAUGGCAGAAUAAAUUAUGCAAAAUGAGACAAUGCAAA